Molecule: messenger RNA, 1749 nt
Organism: Metarhizium acridum CQMa 102
Lineage: Eukaryota; Fungi; Ascomycota; Sordariomycetes; Hypocreales; Clavicipitaceae
Source: RefSeq, a predicted model, not a curated record
AUGAGCUCCAUCACGUCGCUUAACCCACAGUCUGCGGCCUGGCUUCCCCAGGAGACCAGCGUUUCCAGCAAUGAAAGCGAGGGUCAGUAUAAUGAACGAGCAUUUUCACCUCCCCAAGCUGGUACUGGUUUGCCAAGCAGCUACUCUUGCCACUCUGCCUCAGCCCUGUUGAGCCCCAGCACCAGCGGCAGACCUAGCUACAUUGGCUCUGUCUCUGGGACUAUGAAGAGUCCUGAUUAUACCAGACUUGGGACACUGACGGAGCCGCGGAAUUUCGCCCCUCAAACUUCUGGGCUUUCUGUAGCGGUGACGAGCGAACCGCCGCCAAAGUUCGACCUGAGCCUGGCAACUGGUGUUCGAAAAAACGACACCGUUUCCGCUAAUGCACAGACUAUCGUGCAUACGACAUAUUACCCUCCUGGGAUUGACCAGGAUAUUGGAAGCAGCGCAAUUGUGCCAUUUGCUGAUCACCGCCAUGCGUCUCCUCAUAGCCAAAUCCAGAGUUUACGCUCUGAACCCCUCAAUCAUUUAACGGCUACAGAAUCUGGAUUGCCUGUGCUCCAUGAUGCGCUGGACCCGCAAUACUUCCCAUUUCUUGAAUGUGCUCGUCAGGCCGUGGCCACUAACCAUGGUGUUGUGAAGCUGAAGAAUAUUCCUUUCGCUACGAAACGAUCGGAAGUCAUUGCUUUCUUGGGACGAAACUCCAAAAUUCUCAAUGACGCGGAUGAACCUGUCCACAUCAUCAUGGAGCGAGUGACGAGCAAGACUAUGGAUGCAUAUGUCGAGUUUGUUACCCUCGAUGAUGCGAAUAAGGCAGUAGAGAAGCAUCAACAAAAUAUUCUCAGCGGUCGCGUUAGCCGACUUGGCGAUCGACCAGUUGAGGUGGAGCUCUCCAGCCAAGAAAGUCUAAUGAAGGAUUUGUUUCCUCUUGCCAAAGGCAUCAUAUGGAACGGAGCGUCUCCUCAGUUCAAGCCGCUCAAUCCCAACGAACCGUGGGAAAAUUUCAAAGGCUUCGUGUCGGAAGAAGAGAUGAUUAUGCUCGUGAAACAUGUCGAGGUCCCUCAUCGCGUGAGUCUCGUUGUAAUUUCGGUUAUUGGUCCCUCACUGAUCCCUUCCUUGUUGCAGUCUCCAUUCUCCAAAGACUGCCCACAGCGUCCCUACGAAUGUUUGAUCAGUACCCUGAAGAAGUUCCCUUGGUAUGUCACGGAUCGCAUUACCAUCAGCCAGAGGCAGGCUGUAUUCAAGGCCACCUGCGAACUCGCUCGACUGCUCUCCCGUAGCAUCCAGAAGCAGGAUGACCAAGUCAACCUGACGCACCAGCUUUACCGGCGGCUUAUAGCCACUGCCAUGAAAUGCCCUGGCUUUACACCCCUCAUGAAGGACGAUAUUUCCUGUCUGGCCAACUUGUCCGAUAUGGAAGAGCGCCGAUACAACCAGCCACGAUUUGCGAGCUGCUGGCGUCAUCAGUACAGCCUUGCUCCAAAACCAGGCAUGCCACUUGAUGUGAUUGAAUGGUACAUUGCCAUGAUCCGCGAGCAGACACAUCGCGACAUGGUGGCCCGCCCGCACGUGGAACGCACUAUCCUCCUGGAAAAGGCUCAGGAGACUGACAUGUACUGGGGAUACUUUUGGGCUGAAGUUGGCUACAUGUUUGGACCUGCGUUUGACCAAAUGACUUUGUCGCAGGCAGCUCAUGCAGAAUUCACUGCCGUUGAGCGCAUCCUCGCUCGCGCGCUGACUCCCCAGUAG